AUGAGAGGAAAUACCCCGACGGUGGCUACGAUUGAGGCUCUUGUUAUUAUGAGUGCGUCAGAGGCUGCAUUCACCGUUAUGCUCGAGGAUGACUUUAUAGUGGCAUGGUAG
Verticillium alfalfae VaMs.102 is the source of this 111-nucleotide messenger RNA. RefSeq names its product fungal specific transcription factor domain-containing protein. The record is from RefSeq and is a predicted model, not a curated record. The transcript has 2 exons. The coding region runs from base 1 to 111 and encodes 36 amino acids. Lineage: Eukaryota; Fungi; Ascomycota; Sordariomycetes; Glomerellales; Plectosphaerellaceae.